AAGUGUUACAAAAUAAAAGGACAUUUAAAAGAAAGAAGAAAAAAGUUGAAGGAAAAGGAAGGGACGAGCGAGACGGAGAUGAAGGGCGGGGCUUCUUCUUAUGGAUAUUCGGCGAAAAGGCGAUGGAGGGGGCUGGUCAUUGGGGUGCUGGGACUUGUUAUCCUCUCCAUGCUCGUUCCUCUUGUCUUUUUGCUUGGCCUUCACAAUGGCUUUCGCUCUGCGGGAUAUCCGUCCGAGCAACAAAGGCCAACUUCAGCCCUCAAAAAAAAAAAACCUGUAAAUCAGGAGAGUCGAAUAGGAUAUGACAAGUACGAAGUCAGAGAUGCUUGGAAUGAGUCCGAGGGGGAUCAAUCAAGCCAUGUAUGCGAUCUUUUUAGAAAAUUGGGACCAACUCUUCCAAAGGAUGUUCUUAGAAACUUCACCAAUAAUGCAAAGAAUAAAACCUUUGGUAGGGGUUCCAAGCACAAUAGUCAGGCGACAGAAGUGCCCCCACGUAGCAUUGCACAAUCUCUUCCCGUUAAGAAUCAGAAUACCAAUGUUGAUGCUGCAGUUGGACUCCCCUUAUAUGCAAAGGAUGUUGUCGAUGACAUUGGAAAAUUAUGUGAGUUUAAAUUUGGUAGUUAUUGUCAUUGGCGUCAAGAACAUAGAGAAGAAAUGAAGGAUUCUAUGGUGAAAAAGUUGAAGGAUCAAUUAUUUGUGGCUAGAGCAUUCUAUCCUAGUAUUGCAAAACUUCCGAGACAGGAUAAGUUGUCUCGGGAAUUGAAACUAAAUAUUCAAGAACUAGAACGUGUUCUUAGUGAAAGCACUACAGAUGUUGAUCUUCCACCACAGAUUGCUAAGAAGUUACAGAGGAUGGAAGCUGCAAUAGCCAAAGCCAAAUUAUUUCAUGUGGAGUGUAACAAUGUUGACAAGAAAUUGAGACAAAUAUAUGAUAUGACUGAGGACGAAGCUAACUUCCACAUGAAACAGAGUGCCUUCCUCUACCAACUCGCAGUCCAGACUAUGCCAAAGAGUCUUCACUGCCUGUCAAUGAGACUGACAGUGGAGUAUUUCAAAUCUCCUCCUAACGAUAUGAAGCUCUCUAUGGCUGAAAAGUCCACAGAUCCUAUGUUGCACCACUAUGUUAUAUUCUCCAAUAAUGUGCUCGCCUCAUCAGUAGUAAUCAACUCAACUGUUAUGCAUUCAAAAGAAAGUGUGAAUCAGGUGUUUCACGUGCUUACAGAUGAACAGAAUUAUUUUGCAAUGAAACUAUGGUUUCUUCGAAAUACUUACAAGGAAGCCACAGUUCAAGUGUUGAACAUGGAAAGUCUUAAGCUGGACAACCAUAGCAAAGCAACUCUGUUGCAUCUUUCCCUGCCUGAGGAGUUUCGUGUUUCCUUCCACAGUGUUGAUAGUCCACCUAUGGCCCCUAUUAGAACAGAAUACAUGUCUAUUUUUUCUCACUCACACUAUCUUCUCCCCAAGAUAUUCCAGAAUUUGAAUAAAGUUGUGGUUCUUGAUGAUGAUGUUGUUGUGCAGCAAGACUUGUCAGCACUAUGGAGCCUCGACAUGGGAGGGAAAGUCAAUGCUGCUGUGCAGUUCUGCUCAUUGAGGUUGGAUCAACUAAAAAAAUAUUUGGGUGAGAACGGUUACAAUAAGAAUUCUUGUGCAUGGAUGUCUGGAUUGAAUGUAAUUGAUCUGGCAAGGUGGAGAAACUUAAAUCUUACGGAAACUUUCCAAAGGUUGGCACGGGAGAUGACCACGCAUGAAGAAUCAAUUGAAGCGGUUGCAUUGCGUGCAAGCUUGCUCAGCUUUGAGGGCCUAAUUUAUGCUAUUGAUGGUGGUUGGAUUCUGUCUGGACUAGGACAUGACUACGGAAUUGAUAUCGAAGCCAUUUCAAAAGCUGCAAUUUUGCACUAUAAUGGUAACAUGAAACCUUGGCUCGAGCUAGGAAUUCCAAAAUAUAAACAUUAUUGGAAGAAGUUUUUGAGCCGAGAAGAUCAGUUCUUGAGUGAGUGCAAUGUAAAUUCCUAGUGAACUGAUGGUGGAAAUCCAACUUUCAAACUUCAGAUCUAUAAGGGGCUCAAGAAGUGAGGAUUCAGUUUUUUGUUUGCCAAGAAAUUGUUUCCAAUCUAGGUUUUGCAGAGUAUUGGGCUGCACGGAAGAGAUGGCAAUGACGAUUUCCACGAUAAAAUAGUUCAUUUUUUCAGUAAAUAAGAGCUCCGGAAUAUUUAUCCACUUUCUGGCAGAGCAGAACAGAUUUGGUCCGCUCUUGACUGCUACAGUUGCUACUCAUGGGCAUUUGAGGUAUCAAUGAAGAUUUGAUGAACAACGCAGGGAAUGAUACGAAGAUCUUUAUUCUCUGCUUCUUAGCUUGACGAAGUGAACGAGUGGAGUGGAGGAAAUCAUAACAAAUUCUCUGUGGGCAACAAGUUUGCAACUGUAUGUUUCUUCCAAGUGGAUUCACUUGUCAUGAUGAUGUAUAAUGUAUACCUGUUGACUUGAAAGCAAGUAAUGUCUCGUCUUUGAUUAGGAAAAAAAACAAAAAAAGAGGAAGUAAUCUCUUCAUUUGGUGUUAACUUUUCCUUCGGGGCCUUGUUUAUCUGAUUUGAGCGAGUCUUUUAUUAA
This is a messenger RNA of Carya illinoinensis, 2607 nucleotides long. Its product is annotated as probable galacturonosyltransferase 7. The record is from RefSeq and is a predicted model, not a curated record. The coding region runs from base 79 to 2013 and encodes 644 amino acids. Lineage: Eukaryota; Viridiplantae; Streptophyta; Magnoliopsida; Fagales; Juglandaceae. Gene Ontology annotation, molecular function: polygalacturonate 4-alpha-galacturonosyltransferase activity. The transcript has 10 exons.